Messenger RNA from Stegastes partitus (bicolor damselfish), 3322 nucleotides. RefSeq names its product interleukin-6 receptor subunit beta-like. Gene Ontology annotation, cellular component: external side of plasma membrane. The transcript has 16 exons. Gene Ontology annotation, biological process: cytokine-mediated signaling pathway. The coding region runs from base 244 to 2583 and encodes 779 amino acids. Gene Ontology annotation, molecular function: cytokine receptor activity; protein binding. The record is from RefSeq and is a predicted model, not a curated record. Lineage: Eukaryota; Metazoa; Chordata; Actinopteri; Pomacentridae.
CACGAGUUACUUCACUUCCCGCUUUAUGUGGCUGUGUUUCGGUUGGGUAAUAACUCCCGUUUAUUUCAGGGUGUCAUCAGUUCCUGUUCUGCUCCACAGUGGGGACAAUGCGCUGCAGUGUGGGCUUCGGUCCGCCCGAACUUAUUCUCUAAACCCUGCUGUCGUCUGGUACCGCUGACUCCCUCGCAGCUCUAAAUGUAGUUAAAAGGCGAUUUCUUAGAGAUCUUUUCCCAGGGUAAAAGAAUGUACACCAUCCUGGUCCUGUUUAUCCUGGCUGUCAUUCCAUCUGUUUGUACAGACCAACAUACCAACGACUGCGAUGUUCUCCCUAAAGACCCGUACAUUGAAAUGGGAUCCAGUAUCAAGCUAGUGUGCCUUACUUCAUGUGCUAAUAGCAAAGUCUUCUGGACACUGAAAAGCAGACCUAUUGAUGAAAGACUGUCAAACACUAUCAACUCCACAUUGACAGUCGUGUCACUGAGCAACUUCACUCACCACAGAGCGACAUUGGAAUGCUACAGUGCAGAUACUCAGCAAAUCCUUGGAGGCUCCAUCAUCACAACUUACUUAAAACCAAGAAAGAUAUCGUGUACCUUGGAUUAUGUGAAUCAAGAGGGGGACGGUAUGCCACAGCUCUUCACAUGCAGCUGGGAACAUCAGAUUGAUCCUUCAUUGACAGUAAACUACACUGUAUGGUGGGCCUCUUCUUUACACUCUCCCCCAAUGGAAAUAUGCAGCUCUAAUACAACAAUAUGUACAUCCAAUCAUAGCGAAAUAUUUGAUAAUUUCACUGUUAUGGUGAGAGCUAAAACUUCAAACUGGGAGGCUUACUCGGAUUCUUAUGAAUUUGCACCAUAUCAAAUAUUGAAAAUUAUCCGCCCAAAGGUAGCAGUAAUUGUCUUCUCUGAUCACCUGUUGGUUACGUGGAAUCGAUCACUUGGCUCACAGAAGUGUCACUGUGAAAUCAAACACAAGGCUUUAUCAGCUGAUGGAGGAACUCAAGAGUGGGUGCGUAAUAAGACUUUAAACAAGGGGGAGAAUGGGAAAAUCUCCAUUGAAAAAGUGGAAUCCUGCAUUUUCUACAAAAUUUCAGUCCGCUGUGCUUUAGACCAGGCCCCUUGGAGCAACUGGAGCGAGGAGAAGACAGUUCUUUCCAAACUAAACAAAAGUCACGUCAGGUUAAACCUGUGGAGAAAAGUGACUGAACUGGACCAAAACGGAGUUAGAAGAGUUCGUGUCAUGUGGACAGAUAUUCCUUCAGCAUGUCAGGGUACAUUUAAGUACACUGUCACACAGAUGCCCUACAAAGAACACAUGAAUUCAAUGAAUUACACUUCGUGUGGAAAUUCAACUUGUGAUGUUGAUGUGGACCAAGACGCUCAAAGACUAAUUCUCACAGUCUUCCAUGAUGAAGUCUUUCUUGCAAAGGAAUCAGUUUAUGUUCCAGCAAUUGGAGAGAGCCUCCCCCAAGUUACUGACAUCCACACCUCAACCCAUGAAGGUGUGAUUCUGGUCAGCUGGAAGGCUCCUGUUCAGCCUGUCAGUGGUUAUAUGGUUGACUGGACCCACAGUGGAAAUCAUAUCUAUUGGAAGGAGACCAAAUAUACAAAUGCAACUCUGUUUGAUCUUCUGGAUAAGAAGGAAUACAAUAUCACAGUCACUCCCCUCAUGGCUGACAGGACAGGUCACAGCACUCAAGCCCUUCAGAUCUGCUCCAGAGUAGGAGAUCCAGGGAAGGUUGACAUCAUCGAUGUGAAAGCUUAUGACAAAAGUGCCUAUGUGAGCUGGGAUUUAAAGUCACAGGAGGAAUGCAGUGGUGUUGUUAACGACUACACAGUCUUCUAUGGAACACUGCUCAAUGUUACUGUAGAUAGCAAAAAGCAGGAUGUGUUUUUGGAAGAUCUGAAACCAGACACCCAAUACAGAGUCUAUGUGGAGGCCAGAGCUCUUACUGGAAUUACCAGAAGCACAGAGAGGUUCUUUACAACCAAAAGAUUUGAUCCAAGGCUCAUUACAGCACUAGGUGUCAGUGGAAGUGUCGUCAUAGUUCUUGUGUUGUCUCUUGGAUUAUGCUGUGCUAUUCAGUGGAAGAAAUUCAUGGAGAAGCCAGUGCCCAAUCCAGGCCUCAGUUCUGUGGCUCUGUGGCUGUCGCCGAGUCAUCAGAAGAGGAUGUGCCCAUUCCAGCCGUUCCAUCCAUCUGCAAGCUUCUGUGACACAGUUUACACUGAGGAAACCUCGAGAGCGUCCACACCUCCUCCAGAUGCAGACUGCAAUGGUAACCCAACUACUGAGCAGACAGAGGAGUACACUGACUCAGUCAUCAUUCUCGCUCCAUGUGUACAAGCUGAAAGGCCAGUUGAACCUGUAGAGACACAGCAUUCAUCCUCUCCUACAGAAUCCACAGCGUUUCUUUCCUCAGAGAGCAGCCCAUUCAACCCAUAUCGAAGUCAGAGUUCUGGAGAAGUGUCUUCUCCAAGGACCAGUAAACAAUCCAAGCGUAUUCCAGCGAAAAAUCAAGAAAAGGCAACACUGAAAACUGUAUAUGUCACCUUGGAUAUGUUUGAACAAGACCAAAGCAGGUGAGGGCAAGGGAAACAUAACUGUCUGGACAUUCCUUGAGUCAAGAUAAGUCAUUCAGCUCUGAACAAAGCAGAUGUGGUUUAAUAUUCCCGUGGACUUCCAUGACAGUGUGUGGCUUUAUGUUUCCUGGUGCUAUGAAAUGAAAGCGAAGAAAAAUUAUUGUUUGAUGAUGAUUGUCUAACACUUACAUUAUGCAGUAGGAGCUGAAUGAAUGAAAAAUGUGCAUGUACAGUCUGUAUUAUAAUAUUUUUAGUCACUCCUGGUUUUACUUUGAUAUUUUGUUGUAAAAAAAUACUAUUAACUAUGUUUUAUAAUAGGAUUUUAUGUUGUUUCGUAUUUUUGUCACUGUAAAUUUUGUUGCAUGCUUUCGCUGUAAGCUUGCUGUAAAGGUGUAAUUUUUAUUUUAUCACAUGGAUCACGUGUCACAAUGACAUGCACUCCACAAAAGUAUUUAUUGUUUGUUCCUUAAAACUGGAGCAGAAGUGAUUAUACUAUAGACUUUCUGUUCACAGACAUGAUCGAAUGCAGAGCCAAACUAAUUUGAUUUGUCAAACAGUUCAAACUUCAUUGAUUACCAAAGGACAUUGUUACUGUCAAUAAAUAUCCAAUAUAUUACAAGCACCAUGAAAACUGUUAAUAUUCUUGAAAAAUGUAACAUAAAGCAACAAGAACAAACAUGACCAAUGGUUCUGUGGCUCAACAUUACAGUAAAAGAACUAUUAAAUAAAGUGCAUAAACAGUG